AUGAUGGAUAAAGAGGAGACCAGUGAUACUGACAGUGGGAUCAUUCUCAACUCUGGUCCCGACAGCCCCACGUUGCCAGUCAAGGACCUGACCACCCACACCCGGGCCAUGAGGCUGAAGCACCAGGCUCUGGAGAACAGGCUGGAGCUGUGUCUACUGGACCUCAAGAAGCUCUGCAUUAGAGAGGCUGAGCUGACAGGUAAGUUGUCUUCUGACUACCCCCUACUUCCUGAUGAGAAGCCCCCUCGUGUCCGAAGGAGGAUAGGAGCUACCUUCAAACUGGAUGACAGUCUCAUCCACCAGGAUGGAGAGCUUCAUUCCUUAGAGGCAGACCUGGCCUUGCAGCUCCAGAUCGUUGAAGCGGCCCGUAGACUCUCAGUGGAGGAGCACCUGUCCAAACCACAGAAGAAGAGCAGGCUGCAGCAGUGUAAGAGGGAAGAUAGGAAAGUUAAGGAUCUCCAGGAAGCUGUGUUUCAGCACAGGAUCAGAAACGAGUGCUCCUCUCCACCGACCAACAAGAACAACAACACAGCCAAACACAGAGAUCUGUGCAUGUCUGACGACAGCUCCCUGUCUGAUGCAGUGGCCCUGGACGAUGACUCUCUCUCUUCCUCAUCAUCUGUAGACCCACUCAUACAGUCCUCUGUGGGCUCCCUGUCCCUCCAGUCCUCCUCCUCCCAGGGCAGUCUCCAUCACACCUCAGCCCAGAGCCAGAGCCUCAGCUGCAGGGUGGAGCAGACCCAGACCUCCAGUAUGGGCUCCAGCUGCAGUGUGGAGUUUCCUGAGCGCUCCCCCAUCCAGAACUCCCCCUGGAGAGAGUCUAAUCUGGACCAGCCCUAUCUGAAACCUAACACUGUCUGCAGCAGCAGGCCCAGAAGUCCAGUAGGGACCCCAGUAGGGACCCCAGUGUUCCCUGCAGACAGCAGAGUCCUGCCCUCCCACUUCCCCUCCAUUAAGAACCUGGCUCUGAGACAUGGACAGAUCAACUCCUCCAGCGCCCCCUCUACUCCAGAGCUGCACGUACGCAGACAGUACUCCCUGUCCUUCAGGCUUCCCAGAAGUAAGCCCACUCAUGACCUGGGUGAGGGACGUGGGAGAGCCAGGUUGCCACGCCGACGGCCAGAGUUCCUGGUUCGGUCUCCACAGUACAUCCCCCAGGGUCUGUACCAGUCCAGCUCUGAACACUCUGUCCCGUCAUACACCAGCCCCCAGCGACUGUACCAGUCCAGCUCUGAGGACAGCAGCUCUGAACACUCUGUCCCCUCCUACACCAGCCCCCCCAGCCGGGACACGGACAGAGAUAAUCACAAAGACAGGGAGGGCCCCGUAUCUCCCGAGAUCCCCAAGCUCUGCCCUCCUCCCUAUGGCUUCCACUACGUAGCCCAAAGUCCCACCAGCCCUGCAUUGAAUGGCUCCAGCUUUCACAAGAAAAACAACCAGCACCGGUCCUCUCCCAGCUUGAGAAGAAGAAUGGCAGAGGAAGGCACCUGUUCCCCUCUUUCCCCACAAGACCUGGGCAGUCCCCUGGGGAAGGGUCUUUACCUGUCCCCCUCCCGGCCCCCCCAGCCACAGCAGCAGCACAGACACUGGCAGCAGGGGCCCCCACCGUCAUCCCCCAGGAGAGUUCUGAAGCCUCCACCCCCCUACACUCGCCUGGUACAUACCCCGUCACUGAGGGAGUACCCCAACCAACCUGCCCGGGUGUUGCCCAGGGAGAUGUCGUCAGACGAGCUCAAGUCCUGGAACCAGUUCCAGAAGUCACGCUCGAGUUCACUGGAAGGCCAGGGGUCGUUCAGAGUGAAGAGCCCCACGUCCCCUCACCUCCCGCCCUACUUGCAGGGUCCCCACCAGAAGCGGAUCCUUCAGAGGGCUGCAGAUGGAACUCCUAUACAGUGGUUUGUUGAAGAGGACUCGGAGAUCGUCAGCCAGGUGUAACCACAGCCAUAUACAGUAUAUGGUACACAAUAUAUAUCUAUAUCUAUGCAGUAUAUGUCUCUGGUUGUAACCAGGGGGAGUUGCCCUACUGUAGUAUAUGUCUCUGGCUGUAACCAGGGGGAGUUGCCCUACUGUAGUAUAUGUCUCUGGCUGUAACCAGGGGGAGUUGCCCUACUGUAGUAUAUGUAUCUGGUUGUAACCAGGGGGAGUUGCACUACUGUAGUAUAUGUCUCUGGUUGUAACCAGGGGGAGUUGCCCUACUGUAGUAUAUGUCUCUGGUUGUAACCAGGGGGAGUUGCCCUACUGUAGUAUAUGUAUCUGGUUGUAACCAGGGGGA
This is a messenger RNA of Oncorhynchus kisutch (coho salmon), 2272 nucleotides long. RefSeq names its product innate immunity activator protein-like. The coding region runs from base 1 to 1935 and encodes 644 amino acids. NCBI's taxonomy places the organism in Eukaryota, Metazoa, Chordata, Actinopteri, Salmoniformes, Salmonidae. The transcript is spliced from 9 exons. The record is from RefSeq and is a predicted model, not a curated record. Gene Ontology annotation, biological process: positive regulation of protein ubiquitination; adherens junction maintenance.